CGGGCAGGUAUGAUCUAUCAACUACCUGGCUGUAAGUAAUAAGUAUCAAGCAGUUGGUCAGCUGACGUAGCCUGGUAAAGACGUGUGUCUCUUAAGAAACUGUGAUGGUGGUUUACGAAAGUCGUUGGAAUUACUGAGCAAAGUUGGCCUCUCACGUACCCAGACACCACAAUAACCCUAUCUGCACGGAUUAAACCCAGGAUGACGUCACUGAGUACGGUAGUCCUACUGGCCACAGUUUUGGCUGGGUGGACCAACGCCGAAAUUGUUUAUCCUUCACCAAAUGUGGGCGAGAAUGACUCUGAAUUCUGGCUGGAGUUGGGAAGAAAGGAGAUCGAGGAAGCACUGCAACAGCCAAAGCUCACCAACGUGGCCAAAAAUGUCAUUCUCUUCCUGGGUGACGGUAUGGGGAUCACGGUAAACACGGCAGGGCGCAUCUUGAAGGGCCAAAAGAAAGGAAACUCUGGGGAAGAAGGCUACUUGGUCUGGGAGAGAUUCCCAAACAUCGGCUUAAUGAAGACAUACAACCUGGACAAACAAGUUCCAGACAGUGCUGGAACUGCCACAGCCUAUCUCUCGGGGGUGAAGGCCAACUUUUACACUUUGGGUGUCAAUGGAAAAGUGAAACUGGAUGACUGCAAGGCUUCCCUGGAAAGCGACAACAGAGUGAAAACUGUUCUGGAUUGGGCCCAAGAUGCUGAUAAAGACACAGGUGUGGUGACAACGGCCCAGGUUUCCCAUGCAACUCCCGGUGGACUGUACGCAAAAUCGGCUAGUCGAAAGUGGCAGUGCGACACCAUUAUGAAGAAAUAUGAAGGAGCUUCGGCUUGCAAGGACAUUGCAAGGCAACUUGUUGAGGACGAACCAGGCAGGAACAUGAAGGUGAUUAUUGGCGGAGGACGUCAGGAAAUGGGCAACCCCAAGAACGAUGGAGAGAAGAAGAAAUGUUCCAGAAGCGACGGCCGCAACCUAGUGAAGAAGUGGCAGCAGGAUAGGGAAGCCGAGGGAAAGACCAACGCCUACGUCACCACAACCCGGGAACUGCGCGACAUAGAUGUGAACAAUACGGACUACAUCAUGGGUUUGUUUGGAGACCUGCACGUGCCUUACGAAGUCGACAGGAACGAGAGUUUGGACGGGACCCCCCACAUCAGAGAGAUGGUGGAAGUGGCCAUCAAACGUCUGCAGAGAAACGAUAAGGGCUUCUUCUUGCUGGUUGAAGGAGGAAGGAUCGACCAUGGCUUGCAUUAUGGCAUGCCUAAAAGGGCACUUGAGGAACUGGUGGCCUUCGAGGAAGCAGUGGAAAGGGCUUUGGAAAUGGUUAACCUCCGGGAGACGCUGGUCAUCGUCACAGCUGACCACUCCCACGUCAUGACAAUCAAUGGCUAUCCAAAGAGAGGAAACAACAUCCUAGGUAUUGUCGAAACCAGUGACGAUGUAUCAGAUGGACUUCCAUUCACAACUCUGAUGUUUACCAAUGGUCACGGGUACAACUUCACUUGGGAUGGCCAUGGCGUAACGAGGCGAAACCUUACAGGAAUCGAUACAUCUCACAAGGACUUCGAGCCUCUGGCUGCCGUGCCGACAUUUGAGGGCUCUGAGACUCACGGAGGGGAAGACGUUGCUGCAUAUGCUUUGGGUCCAAUGGCUCACCUGUUCCAUCGAGUUCACGAGCAGACCCACGUAGCGCACGUCAUGGGGUACGCAGCCUGCAUCGGUCCCUACGAAGACUGUGGUCGUCCGGUAAACAUUCCCGCCAAUGUCUAUGAAACAGUGAAGGGACAGGUGAGAGAGAAGCACUUUUGGACAUCGUCUGCCGCAACGAACGGUGCCAGUCUUGUCGGAAUGCUUCUGUUGGUCUUGUUUCAGGUCGUGAGAACUGCCAGCAACUGCUAGAUUCGCUAAUCCAUGAACGCGAAAGGGAAAGCUUUAUCAUCUUAAGAGAUAUUUAUGAAUAUUUGUUUGCCAAGCAUUGGCGGAAUACUGAAGAUAAUCUUGGGGUUUUAAGGAAUCCUUUCCCAACUUAUUUAUUGGAAAGAAAUUUCCCAAAAGAAAUAAUAUAAUAGUAUAAGAGUGCGGUUCCUUGCAAGGAGAAAUUUCUGUUUUUACAAUGUACAAUAUUUGAGAUUAGGAUCUGACAAUGGAGGUCCUUUCUGUUUGUCAGAGGUAAUCUUUAACAGAAUUCAAUGCUGGGCAAAUGAAUCUUCCAUUUAUUUAUUAAAAUAAUUAAACAAACCUCACAUUGUUAGAAUCAUAUUUUUUACUGAAAUAUUCAUGUACAUUUCCAGCACUGCGUGAUCAUCUAUAAUUAGAAUUGUGACCUUAACUUGGUUGCAAGGUUCAGCGGGGUAUUCAAACUAUAUAGUUUUAGUAUCAAAUAUUUUUAGUAUCAAAUGCCUGCAAUGCAGUGUGCAAUAUCAUACUAGUUCUUUCUGGCGCAUGGUGGUUGUGUAUUUGAUUUUAGUGAGAUAACUGACUCUUAAAUUUGUUCUUGAAAAAGUGCAGAUGGCAUCUGAAGAGGGUAAAAAGAAUUUGUAAAUAGGGGAGGAGGCAAUACAAACGAAAAAGUGCCUGGUGGUCUUCCAAGCCAAAGAUUGGAAGGGAAAUACCCACAAAUAUUUUUGUCAAAUGCCAUUUUUUAUCACACUUCAGAUCAUGUCUUGAAUCGUGACCUUGCUGGGACGUUUAAUUUUAACUUUGACCCUCAUAAAAACCUUAUUUCAUUGCGUGACAGAAGUUCAGUUUCAUUAAUGAUUCGAGGAGAUUUUAAUUUGUCAUAUUCAGAUUUAGUUUGUUCUCAUCCAUUUGAAUUCCAUGUUAUCAGUCUUAAUAUCAUCCAUUUUGUCUGCUUUGUCAUAUUUCAUCCAUUGCUGCUUUUAAUUCUUCCAAAGAAAUUUUUUAUUGUGAUUCGAAACACAGGUCCCUGUGAAUCAUUCUCACUUGUGACCAAUAGCCACUGAAAUGAAGACGAGAUUAACUUAGAUAUAUCGGCCAUAUUUUCUCGAGAGAUUAUUUAUGAAGGUACAAAAUAGAAUACAGUUUGGGCAAUAAUUGUUUCAAGGAUUAUUUAUGUCUGUGUGCUAUUGUACUGUAAAUAUUAAAAUGAAAUUUUUUUAACA
Messenger RNA from Macrobrachium nipponense, 3119 nucleotides. Its product is annotated as alkaline phosphatase-like. Lineage: Eukaryota; Metazoa; Arthropoda; Malacostraca; Decapoda; Palaemonidae. The record is from RefSeq and is a predicted model, not a curated record. The transcript has 12 exons. Gene Ontology annotation, biological process: dephosphorylation. Bases 202 to 1896 code for a protein of 564 amino acids. Gene Ontology annotation, molecular function: alkaline phosphatase activity.